This is a messenger RNA of Marchantia polymorpha subsp. ruderalis, 3617 nucleotides long. The record is from the annotation of a GenBank genome assembly. NCBI's taxonomy places the organism in Eukaryota, Viridiplantae, Streptophyta, Marchantiopsida, Marchantiales, Marchantiaceae.
GCCGCUCGGCAUCGCUGCAUUCUUUUUUUGGGUGUGAUGUCGCUGGCCACGGAAGCCCCUCCCGACGGUGGAGGGUAUUUUCGGCGAUGCGGGGAUUGGUAUAAAUCGUGGCAUCGUCCGCCUCGUAAAUGCAUUUCUCGAACAGUGACUCUGCUGGGGCCUUGAAGCUCUGGGUCAACGUAGCAGAUGAAGCUUCUCGUAAUCGGGCAGUGGUCAAACCCGAGCUACUCCCCGAGGACCUAAGGUUACGAGUCUUCGUUCUGCAAAAGUCGCGCAGUUCCGUCCAAUCCUCGGGUCUGACAUGAGACGAAUCGCAGAUUCGAAGAAGAGAACAAAGGCAAUGUGAAUGCAUGUACGAGGUCGAGAUACAGACGGAGAGGGAUACAGUAGUGGAGAACGAGUAGAGCGAGGGCGAACGGGGUCACGGAUCUCGGCUCUGCGUCGAUCGAGCGGUGAAAAGAACGAAUCUACAGCGCGGGACCGGGACGCGGAAGGUUCCUCGUUCUUCACGCUAUGUCAUGAUGUACUUUUGCGAGAUUCAUCACGAGAAACAGAUAAAGCGCAUCUCGGUGCUGCAUUUCUCAAGCAAGAUUCACCUAGGCUAGGGUCGUUCGGUCCAUGUCGCAGUCGCAGCAGGAGCCCCGAGUGGGUGCGCGCUUCCGUCGGCCAUCGCAUCGAUCCGGUACUUUCAUGAUUGCGUGAAUGGGGAAUGGAUGAAUGUUGGGCUCCAUGAACGAUUCCCAGCUCCGCAACCCUAUUCAUUGACGACUGCCUGUCUGCUCGCGCGCAGACGGGGUUGCGAGCUCGGGAAAAGGAGCAGGAACAGGAGCAGGGCCGAGAAUGGAGCAUGGCCCCGACCACUGACACCGGUAGGUGUCGGUCUUGUUACUGCGGGGUGACGAGGGUGCGCAAGGGAUGAAGGUGGUUUUAAAGUCAAGCUGCGGGAGAAAUUGCAUAAUCGACGUGGUGGUCAGCCGGGCAGUGGAAUCAGCUGUCAGUUAGGAGUCGCUAGAAAGGAUCACUCAUGACGACGACGGUGACAGGCGUUUCGACGUCCGUUUUGCCCAUAGACAAGUGUUUCAUCUCGUUCAAUUGCCCCACCUUACCGACACCCUCGUACGGGCUCGGAUCGAAAACCCUAGACCGGACAAACGCUGCAGCGCGAGCUCGCUCGCCUUGCGCCUCCGCCCCCUCGACUUCGGCCUCGACCUCGUCCUACGCUUCUGCCUCGAUCUCCAAGUCCUGCCGCUUUGCCUCCUCGUCUUCCGGCCGAUAUGCCGCUUGCAAUGCGAGCGCGAGGCUCCGGUGGUUCAGCAAGCCGCAGCCCCGCGGAGUUCGCCAACUCCAGGUUCUCAAUCACAGCAGCCGGCACCUCAAGAGGGAGUGGGAGAAGCGAUGCUGCCCUCCGCAGGACGGAUUUCGUCUGGCCUCCGAGAGGGCGGUGAAGUCGCCGCAGCAUCCCCGAAAUGCCGUCUUUGGCAAUGCCAGGCCCCGAUGCCCUGUUGAGCCGCAGACGGGUCACAUACUGGCUCGCACUCACAGGAGUCUGCACUCCGGCGAUCGCAGUGGCGAAUGGAGGGCGGUGCGGGGAGCUCGGUCGAGGAGGUCGUCGCGCGUGGCCCGUCGAGAUGUGCCGCAGUGUGAGCAUCGGCUUCGGCAUCGGCGGCAGCAGCAGCAGCAGAGCAAGCGGUUCACGCCAUUGCAAUCGUGCGCCGUAGGCCACUUUCUCUUCGCCAAGAAGAAUUGGAGACCGGGAGCUUCCAUCGGUCCGCGCAAGCGAUCGACUUCGGAAGCAAGAGCUGAAGACGAUCCGGAACGAAUCAAGAAGGCGAGACGACAGGGAGGCUUCGAUAUGCCCGAGAGUGGUAGUAGUAGUAGUAUUCCUACUUCCGAAGGCAAGUUCUACGAGCUCUCGAACUGGCCCAAGCCUUCGGCCGGCGUGAAUGUCUACCAGCUCUACGAUUGUGCAGAAGAUAGCGACAGGGCUGGUGGAAAGAGCGAUUUUGGAGGUGUUCUUUUGAACGGAGAGGAGAGGGAAGGAGGAGGAGAAGUCGAAGACAGGCGCACGAUUCGAGAGGACAGAGGGCAGAAGGUGGGAGAAAGGGACGACGACGACGUCGAGUCGCCGACUUCUUCUGCCAGUGCAGCCGAUGCGAAGAUGGCUCGCAAAUUUCAUCAAACGGACGAGGGCGUCGUGCAGCUCAAGAACUAUUCGAAUGGGGCCGAAGUGUACAUAGUCGGCACUUCCCAUGUUUCGAGGAAAAGCGUUAAAGAAGUGCAGCAGAUUAUUGAAAAAGUGCGGCCAAACUACGUGCUGGUGGAGCUGUGUAGACAACGAUACGAUAGCCUAGAACUGAGAAAAACUAUUAAGAAGAUCUCCUUACUCGAACACAUUAUCGAAAAGCUAACGAAGGGCAGAGCGAGGCUGCUAGGUGCCGCGCUUUCUAGAAUGCAGCCUCACCACAGCUCCUAUCCUGGUCAAGAAUUCCAGGUACUAUGUUGCUCAUAGUAGGUAAUACUCAUUGUGACGAUUGAGGGAACUCCAUCCAGAUGGAACCUGGAAUAUCUUGAUUAUUGUGGUUCCUUGUCAUCAUGUACGCCUUCCAAAGAGUCACGUACCUCAUCCACAGGUCGCCAUGGAAGCAGGCAAAAGGGUUGGAGCCGAAAUUGUGCUCGGAGAUCAGGAAAUUGAAAAAACCCUUAUGCUUUUGGGGGACUUUGACCUGAACAUGUCAAUGCAAGAUGCCUUCAGGUUGUUCGGACAGCCUAUGCCGCCGGACAUGGCCAAAGCUCUUGGCAGGGGACAGGAUGUUUCCAAGACAGAAUUAUUUGAACGAUUCAGAGAUCGAAGAGUCGUGAGGCGAUUUAAUGAGGAAAUGAAGAAAGGAGCUCCACAUAUACAUAAAAUUUUAGUGGAUGACAGAAACGAAAUUAUGGCGAAGAGACUUCGAUCCUUGCCGGGAAAGGUCGUCGCUGUCGUGGGACUGGCUCAUGUUGAUGGACUAGAACAACUAUGGCACGAGUACAAUGAGAAGUGCUAACGGAUUGCAUGCAUAGAACAUGACGGAAUUCGAACACCUCACUUCUCAAAAAGGCCGGAGGAUAUACCAAAUCUCUUCCUCUAAGCCUGUACCAAUCCCUCGAUCGUAUCGACCAAAUGCAAAGCCCCUCCCCAAGGUGGCAUCUUUCGGAUUGCAGAACUACCAUACGUGGUACUGGGUUUCCACGUAUUGGCGUCCACCAAGCACAGCAUUCUGGGCAAUUGGAACCAGUGUGACUGCUGUGAAAGGUCUCCAAAAGAUACCACGGAAACGCUAAUCGAUUUGGAAUAGGACGCCGAAGAGCGUCACCCAUGAACAGUUUCGCUUGGUGUAAAUUGUACAUAGCGUAGAUAUGGGUGCCCUACAGUCAACAUCAAACCCUUUGCAUUCACUGAAGUUGUGCUUGGGUGGGAUCUCUCCUGUUCGAGAACAGUGUAAAUUUUAGACCCUGGGAUUUCUAGACGUCGAGCAUUUCUAGUUGGUGCAUAUGUGUAAAUACAAGUUCUUGGAAGCCAGUUCACUAGGGUCAUCAUCAAGACCUACAAAUGAGAAAACUUCUUGCGAAUGGGUUUCCCA